Molecule: messenger RNA, 2469 nt
Organism: Blepharisma stoltei
Lineage: Eukaryota; Ciliophora; Heterotrichea; Heterotrichida; Blepharismidae
Source: the annotation of a GenBank genome assembly
AUGUCUGAAAUUUUAAUCGUAGUUGGCACUUAUACAGGUGGGUUAAUAGGGCUUCAAGGUCCUGUAAAUCAUCCAAAAACGAUUUUCGCAUUUAGCGCUACCACUGUAUUUUUUAAGUAGAAUUGUAUAAAGUCCUUGAAUAUUCAAGGUGAAUUUUUAUUCGCUGGUGGAUAUGAUGAAAUGAUAUUCUCAUAAGAAAAACUUUUUUUUUUGCAUAUUCCCUAUUAUUAAAAUAUUAAUUUAGAUUAGAGGCAGUGUUUUUUAAUCCUACUUCUGGACCACCAUGCGUUCCACAGCAACAGCUGCAGGAUUUGCACACGGAAGACUUUCGAAGUCCGGUAGAAAUGCAGGUUUCUCGGCAGUGCGCGCCAUUUUGAUCCAGAUCAUAUGGAUUUUGCCGGGCAGCACCAUUUCCAACUCCAAAGCCACUAUUGGUCAACCCUGCUUAGCUCUGGCCAGAUUGCCCCCUUUCUGACCCUUUUAAACUGGAGAGACUAGCACUUGAAAUCUUGUCUAGCCUACCUUCCCCUUUUCCCCCGAUUAGCUCCGAAGGAAAAACUUUACCGUUUGCGCUGGUUCAUAACAGGGUGUGAAGCAGCUCAGGCAGGUAAGUGGCCCUGCGUCUGUUGAAACCCGCUCUGGGCUUUGGUGCUGCCGGCUAAAAGGAUUUAAAUCUGCUGCACGUACCCCAAACCAUUAAUCAUCAGAAGUAGUUUUAGGCCUCUCGUUUCAAAGCUAACCCAACCUUGGCAGCUCUUUGUCCAAAAAGCCGCAUCCGUAUAUACAUAAGGGCAUCCACUGAGAUGACGGGCCGCUCAUCUCCAGCCAUUUUAUGUAUCUAAAAUAUUAAUUUAAUUAUAAAAGUAUAAGAAUUUUCCAUCUAAAUGAACGAAAAGAAUUAGGAGCAGUCUUAGAAAAUUCUGGCUCAGUCAACUCAAUCGCUUCUUGUAAAAGUCAUUUUUUGACUGGCAAUGAUCAAGGUAAAGUCUGUAUUUGGAGGAUGAAAGACUUUACUAUGCUUCACUCAUUAAAAGGGCACAGAUCAUCUGUAAAUGGUCUUUCCCUACACCCAAGUUCUCGCAUGGCUUUAUCUGUGGGAAAAGAUAAUAGGCUUUACUUAUGAAACCUUAUUAAGGCUAGAAUUUCUUUUCGGCAAAGAUAUUAUUUCCCAUUAGAAGAAGUCCACUGAUCUCCAUGCGGAUAUUUUUUCGCUAUUAGAAGUUACAGAAAUGUUUAUUAUUUCAACUCAGAAACCAAUAUAAAAGAAGACUAUAUUACCCUUACACACACAAGCCAACUAAACACAUGUGGAUUUUUAGGAAAAUCUGAUUUAAUAGCUGCAGGGGACAAUAAUGGUGAAAUUGUGAUAUACUAUUUUUAAUAAAUAUUAUAUAGACCAUUAUUGUUUUUAUUAAAAAUCAGAAUAAUUAUUACUCCCCCCCCUCCGUGAGUGAACAAAACCAUUAGAAAAAUCGCUAUUUUUUGCCCAAAAAACCCACCCUCCGUGAGUGAACAAAAAUUUUUUUAAUAGAAAAAUUUUUUAUGGAAAAAAAAUUUGAUAUAUAAAUGAUAAUUAGUAUAAUGAAAUCUAGAGCUAAUUCUGUUUAAUUUUAAACAAAUUGCUUUUUAAAACAUAAAUUUUAUAAAUUAAAUUAAUAUUUGCUUUCCAAUCUUUGCGAAUUAGGAUUUUUUUAAAAUUUCGAAAAAAAAUAUUUUUUAUAAAAUUUAUAUAUAAAAAUAAAAUUAACCCCCCUCCGUGAGUGAACAAAAUUGUUUUGUUCACUCACGGAGGGGGGGGAGUUAGUAAAAUUUUCUAACUGCGACCUUUAAAAUUGGUGCAAUAAAUUCUGUUCCAAUUUAAAUAAAGUUAAAAAUAUAAAUACUUUUUAUUUUAAUUUAUUUUUAUAAUAAAAAAAUAAUUUAAAAAAUGAAUCGAUUUAAUUGAAAACUGUUUAAAUAGCAUUCUAAUUUCACUUUUUCCAAUAAAUUAAGUCAAAACUAAUUUUAUAAAAAUAGUUUUUUUGUUUUAAAAAAAUAUAAAUUAAUAAUUUUAUAAAAUUAGUAUUUUCAUCAAUAAAAUUUUUUUAUUAUUGAAAUAAAAUAUUGUUAUAAUUUAAAGGGGGCUAAAGUACCCAAAAAUGCAAAUUUUUAUCAGUAUCUUUCCUAAUUUGAAGGAGAGAGUAAUUAAAAAGUAUAUGAAAAAUCAAUGGAGGAAGCUUGUCAUUUAAAGCCCACAGUAUCAGGAUCACUAAGCUCCAAUACACAGAAAUCGAGACUUCCAAUGGCAAACGUGGAGUUCUAAUCUCCUUAACUACCCAAGGCGAAGUCUCCAUCUGAAACGUGACCCCAAUCCAAGACGCAAUCGAAAGCCUAACCCCAGGCCAAAACAUGAAAGUUGACAACAAUGAAGACUUAUUAAUCACGUCUAUAAACCUGAACUGUAGAUGUUCUUCAUUGGCAGUAAAAUAA